Cylas formicarius (sweet potato weevil) is the source of this 1284-nucleotide messenger RNA. Its product is annotated as inositol monophosphatase 1. NCBI's taxonomy places the organism in Eukaryota, Metazoa, Arthropoda, Insecta, Coleoptera, Brentidae. Gene Ontology annotation, molecular function: inositol monophosphate 1-phosphatase activity. The transcript is spliced from 3 exons. The coding region runs from base 128 to 1093 and encodes 321 amino acids. The record is from RefSeq and is a predicted model, not a curated record. Gene Ontology annotation, biological process: phosphatidylinositol phosphate biosynthetic process; inositol metabolic process; signal transduction.
GUCAACGCAAAACUUGAAAGAACGUUAUAAUUUAGGAAUUUUUAUUGGUUGUCAGAAUAAUAUACUUAACGUUUAAAAUCUGUAAAUAAACUUUAUCAGCUACUUCAUUAACACUUUUAAAAAUUAAAUGUUUGCAAAACAAAUAGUGAGAUUGCGCAUUGGAAAUAUAAAAUUUGAUUAUUCGAUUAGCGCAACAGGAAUCGGCGAGAUCGUUGGUUGCCGUACGAAAUUGGUUAAUCGACGAUUUAUGGAUAAAAUGCCGGGCGACUCGAGCAAUUACAACAUAGACAAAUUCUAUGAAGUCGUUUUGGACGCCACGAAAACUGCAGGCAAGUUGAUAAACGACCGCAUAAAACAAGAAAAGACGAUCGAAACGAAAUCGAGCAACAUCGAUUUCGUAACGGAAACUGACCAAGAAGUCGAAAAACUCCUGAUCGACACACUGACUAAACACUUUCCAGAUCAUCAGUUUAUAGGAGAGGAAACCAUUUCCAGCGGGGCUCAGUGCAACUUGACCGACGCACCGACUUGGAUAAUAGACCCCGUUGACGGCACAUUGAAUUUCGUGCACUCAUUUCCCCAUUCGUGCAUAUCAAUCGCACUAUUUAUCGAAAAGAAGCCCCAGAUCGGUAUCAUAUACAACCCGAUGUUCGAUCAAUUGUUCACCGCUAGGCGGGGUAAGGGCGCAUUUUACAACGGCGUUAAAAUACACGUCUCGAACGUCAAUAAACUGUCGGACGCGUUGUUAAUGAUGGAAUUUGGCACCAGCAGGGAUCCGGAGAGGCGGAAGGUGAUUUUGGAGAAUCAGGAAAAGCUGAUGCCGCAAGUUCACGGAUUGAGGGCGCUCGGCUCGGCGGCGCUAGACAUGGCGAUGGUCGCUUUGGGCGGGGCAGACGCCUAUUUCGAAUUCGGUAUUCACAUAUGGGAUAUAGCUGCGGGUGAGCUUAUAGUGACGGAAGCAGGGGGCGUGGUAAUCGACCCCGCCGGCGGCGAAGUAGACAGACUGUCUUGCAGGGUAUUGGCAGCCAGCACUAGGGAGCUAGCCGAGGAACUUGUCGGCCAGCUCACGCAGUUCUAUCCGAAGAGAGAUUGAAUGGUAAUUUUUGAGGUUAGAUGACCUAUUAUCUCUCCAAUUUCCAGUAUCAUUUCAAUUUCGGUUGGUUAUAUAUUGGAAUAAAAUAUAACCUAAGAUUUGAAUAAGCGAUAUUUUACGAUAGCACUGUACCUUGAACGUCGAGCAAAUAAAAUAAAACCACUUGCAAACAUUAUAUUGCUUAUCAUUUG